CAGCUCUUAGCUGGCAGUGGUUCAUUGACCAACAGUAGAGGGUCACUUUUGCACCUGAGGGAGACUGACUGACCCCUUUUAGUGUCCUGUCCACUCCUCAUCAGUAGACUGACCAUAUCCUGAUAACAGACGCUGGUCACAUUAAGGGGGGGUACAGUCAUGGAGUUCGGAGCGUGUGUCAGAUUUCAUUGGACAUGACGGACAAGGAAUACAUUAUGUUCCACUGGGGUAGACCAAGGACGUAGGUUGUCUCCAGUCUGAAGUCCGUAGUCCAUUGUUGCUCUUGGAUGGAAUAAAGAACCAAAGGAGGCGCUGAACCUGUGAGAUUUUAUACCCAGGGACCAGGAUCAGCACCAAGAAUGGUGUAUUUUUAAUCACCAUUGUUGUCAGUAGAUAUGAAAAGAUUAUGAAAGCGAAAAAGAAAUUGGAAUAAUUGCAGCAGUGGGAUUUUACACCAGGGUCUUUGUUUUUGUGCCAUACGUCCAUUUUUCAUCACCUUUCUUAGAAAGCUUUGUGAAAACUGGAUGAUUCAAGAAUAAGUGAUAACUAGUGAAGUGGAUUUAUACUCAUUACCAUGAUAACGUAGGGAUAUAAAUGUCUAUAUAUAUCAGUCCUAUAAGACCAUCAUGGCUUUUAGGUUGGCAAGUUAUAUAUGGAACACCUUUUCACAGAGUGUGUAUGGCAGAUUGCCUGGCAUAGCAGAACUUGACGAAGACGACAACGAGGAGGAAGAGGAGGAGGAAGAAGAUGCUGUAACUGAGGAGAACUGGGAAACCACCUUAAGGGCCUCGUUAGAAGGACUUUACAUCCCAUAUGCCAGUGUAGAGGGAGUCUUGGUCAGCCAAGUGAAGCAGUGUGUAGAUGAACAGUUUGAUGGGAACUGGGAUCAGUUCAGACAGGAGUUUCUUGGGCCCACAGUAGAGCUUUUAAGGAAAAUCAAAGCUGCUGCCAGGGCUAAUAUUUCCACUCACUUGGCAAGUGCACAUAAAGGCUGGCCGUUGUGCUGGGAAAACUGUGUCAUUAUCCAUUUAAACGAUCCACCUAGGAACUUACUACGGGACGGUGACUUUUACCUUUGUUUAAAAUGCAAUAUUAAAGACAGCGUUGAUGUUAUUGAAAACGACAACAGCAACCAUAAAGACAGCUCCAGCAGUAACAACAGUGCCGAUAUUGGAUUAGUUUUGCGAUACUCCUCACCAAAUGAUCAACUUCAGGAUAUCGGUAUUGAAGACGUCCGCAAUUUAUUCAAGAUGUCUGGGAUAUAUACACUGAAGGAUGAUGGGAGUAAUUUGCGUGUCGUGCUCCGCCAUUGCCUCUUGGCGGUGGAACAGGGAGUCCAGAGAUUACGCUGGGACGAGGUGGUGUCUGGAAGUGCCGAAUAUCAGUCUCCCAUUGCCGCCAUUGUGGAUAGCGUAGUACAGGAAAACAGUACUGAAACAAAUGAGGAGGAUGAAGAAAAUGGUGGCACGGUGACAACUCCUAGGUUAGAGUUACCGCAGUCGGUUCUGGAUGUUAACUACGAUGUGUUGAGUUCAGGAAUUGCAACUCUUCCAGGAUCCAGAGACAGUCGUGGCGGCAGCGUGGUGGUAGUACACACACAUUUACCACAGUGGAACAGUGCUGACCUCAGGUGUUCAGAACUGGCGCGGCUCUUCAUGUACUACUAUGUUGUUCCGAGAGAGGAGAUCAGAAAGAAAGGAUCCACGUUUCUGAUCCAGGCUAAGGGUGCCAGUGAACUGGUGCUGAACAACUUACUGGAGGCCUUUCACAUUUUGGAAGUUCACAUCCCAGGGUCCAUUUACAUCAUACACAUUCUGGUCGACUCCGCAGCGCAGGGAAUUUUACUCAACUCCCCCGCACUAAGACCAGAGAUAGGCUUCAAGUUGGAUCUGGUAUCCAGUCAAGACCUGUUGUGUCGGUUUGUGGAGAAGAGGCAACUGCCGAUAGAGUUAGGUGGCUACUUUUCCUACAAUCACGAAGAUUGGAUUACUUUUAGAAUGCAACUGGAGCCAUUUUUGUCCAACUGUCACAGUGCAGCCAAGUUUCUUCUGGCCAUCAUGCGUGAGAUGACCUCUAUAACAGGGAUGCCGCAGACAUCUGUCGAUACAAAGAAGGUCAUCGAAAGACACGAACAGUAUGUGCGGAAGGCAUUUGAAGACGCAAGGUUGAUCAGCCUGCAGAAUGAGGGGACGGCCAUAUUGGGACUCAUGAACAAGCUGGAGCCUACACUUGGACACAGUCAGGACUACAGGGAUGCUAUGGACCUGGUGAAUGGUGUAUACACAGAGGUUCACGAAUGCAUGGCCAGACUGACCAAGCUAGCAUCCACCAGAGUGCAGAGGUUAGAGCAGUGCUUGCAGCUCCGAGAGUUUGAGGAACAGUCUGCAAAGAUGAUAGCAUGGCUGAGAAAAGAUGGAGAGGCUCUGAUCCAGGAACACAGCACAGUGGGUGACAACCUGAAGGCUUUAAGAAAGCAGCAGAAGGAAUUUGAGAAAGGAUACUUUGCAGCAAUGACUAAGUUAGAGAAGUGCCAAGACUUGAUAGAAGAAGCCAGUCUGCUUGCAGAGUCCGAGUCCUUCAAAGAGCACACGGGUAUUCGUGAGGUUGCACGCACAUUGAAGAGACACAUUCAUCACUUUACUAGUCGCGUGGAAGAGACGCGGGAGAGGAUUGAGGAUCAGUCCCAGUGUUAUCAUCUCUUGGAUAAGGCUUAUGAAUGGGCAUUGGAAGCCAUGAAAUAUGUUGCCAGCAUGAAAAUGGACACUUGCAACACCAUUGAAGGCCUUGAAACAUUGAGCACCAGUUUAGCAUCAUACCUAAAGAACCACCCCCCUAUAGGGGGAGACACCUUUGAUAAGAUGCAAGACUUAGCCGUUAGGCUCAAAAACGAGAAACUCCAAGAACAGUGCAAAGUGGCACGGUCUCGGUGUUUAGAGACUGGGGAGUUAUUACGGGUACGCCAGCUUACACUAUGUAAAGCCAAGGAUCAGUUAAUUGUAACUCAAAUGAAAAAAGACAGUGAAGGGAGAAAGCCCUUGGUGAUGCCAGAAACACCACAGAUGAGACGGAGAUAUAGUCAUGCAUCAGACAGUGUAGACAAUAAAGUGUGGCUGCCAAAAUCUUCAAGUACGCCUGUUAGUCAGCAGCAAUCUUUGGCGCAUAUUCGGCGGAGGUCGUAUGCAGGAAUGCCCUCCUCUCAGCUGAUGCAGCCAGGGAGCAGAAACAGUGUUCAAAUGUUCGGGGUUUCCCCUCCCACUUACAGGGACAGCAUUGGAAUGAAUCUCUCUGAAUAUGAGGAGCAACUCUUUAACGAAGGACUCAUCACUGAGGAUAUGUCACACAGAGUGGUGACGUCCAUUCCCAGACCACGCUCACGGGAAAACCUUACCAAAGAUGAUGUGGAUUCUGCAAGCAUCUCUUCCGAAUCCACAACAACAUCAUCAUCCUCAACCACGGUGUCAAUGAACAAAAAGGACAGGAUUUUGAAGCCUCUUAGAAAAAUGAUAAAAACACACAGUAUGCCUCUAUUCACAAACUUAGGUGGUGCUAACUCUUCAAUGUCAACGUCAGCGUCAUCAUCCUCGUUAUCUCCACAGUGUGUCCAGCAGAUGGCGCCAAUUGUGGAGAGGAGGCAGGCUGAUAGUUUGCUAGAGAAGAGGCAAGGGAAAUCCAUCAGUCUAAUUACAGGGAGUUCUGACAGCUUACCUAGUCUACCAGAAGAAGAGGAACCCCAGGUGACAGAGCCCCGUAAGGAGAGCUGGUCCCCAGUUCCUGUGAACACACAUCUCAUCAGUAAACCCCAUCACAGCUCCAUGUCUGAUCUCAGGCUGACAGAGGCGGAGAUCAAGAGCAGACGAACAUUGAACCUUGUCAUGCGUGAGAUGGUCCAGACGGAGCGGGACUAUGUCCAGUCCCUCAAGUAUGUGAUCCAAAACUACAUUCCGGAGCUGGAGCGCGAUGACGUGCCUCAGGCGCUGAGGGGCAAACGCAACCUCAUCUUCGGCAAUAUCGAAAAGAUCUACCAGUUCCAUAGCCAAUAUUUUCUCCAAGAACUGGAGCAGAGUGAAGGGUCUCCAUUCCAAGUGUGCCAAUUCUUUCUACAACAUGAACCUCAGUUUUACCUGUAUGCCUUGUACAACAAGAACAAACCCAAGUCUGAUGCCUUAAUGCAGGACUAUGGCAGCAGGUUCUUUCGGGCUAAGCAAGUGGAGCUAGGAGACAGAAUGGACCUGGGGAGCUACUUGUUAAAGCCAGUCCAGAGGAUGGGGAAGUACGCCCUCCUGCUCAAACAGAUCAUCAAGGAGUGCCCAGAGACGGAGCCCGAGUACCAGGAUCUGAAGGCUGCUGAAGAAAUGGUGAAGUUCCAACUUCGUCAUGGAAAUGAUCUCCUUGCCAUGGACGCCAUUAUAGGAUGUGAUGUCAACCUUCCUGAACAAGGUCGUCUGCUUCGUCAAGAGAGCUUCCUUGUCUGGCAGGGUCGACGGAAAUCAGUGCGUCAUGUGUUUCUGUUUGAGGAUCUGAUACUAUUCAGUAAGACCAAGAGAAGUGCCUUUGGUCAUGAUGCUUACAUUUACAAGAGCAGCAUCAAGACAACAGACAUUGGGAUGACAGAAAACGUGGGAGACAGUGGCUACAGGUUCGAGAUCUGGUUUCGCAAACUGAAUCAUGGCGACACUUAUGUCCUGCAAGCUGCAUCCUCUGAUUCGAAAAAUGCCUGGGUGCGUGACAUCUCUCGCAUUCUCUGGAGACAGGCCAUCAGAAAUAGAGAACUGCGCCAAGCAGAAAUGACAUCAAUGGGAAUUGGCAGUAAGCCAUGUAUUGACUUGAAGCAGAGUGAAGACAACAUCAGUGACAGGCUGGUGAACAUUUCCAUGGGGAAUAAACCUCGCACCAGGAAUUCAAUAGCUGUUUCUUCAUUUGACCAUCUAAAAAACGGCAACAAACGUCCACAUUCCAUUAUCUCAGUCAGUAGCACAUCAUCGUCCAGUAGCGGUCAGUCCAGUUACCAAGGCAACAUGUUUGGUACACUCAAUGUGACUCUGUAUGAGCAGGGUGAAGAUGACUUCUCCAAACCCUGCAGGUCUUAUACACUGUGUUCAGUAGAGAGUGGUAUUUGUGCAGACAUGAGCACAGAAUCCAGUGAGUCAACCAGUAAACGUGACGUGGAGAGAAGUGACAGCGGGGCAUCUGUCAGCUCUUACACGCUGCAAGCCUCACCAACAUCCACCAUGGCAUCCAGCUCUAUGGUGACAGAGGUAUAAAAGAAGUAUAAUGUGCAUGAUCAACUGAUGUGAAUUUCAAAGUGCCAACUGACAUGACACGAUGGUGUGUGGACGUUGUAGAACUCAAUAUUUUCAUCCAAAAAUGAUCCUUUCUUAUUGUCAACAAGUAAAACUGAGGUGGGAUUUCCAGAAAACAUAAGGUACUACAUUGGCUUAUCUUGGAAGUAAUCACCUUCUGGUGGUGACACUUGACACUAUGGAGAUGGAUACAUUGCAAAAAUAGUGGAAUUACAGUGAAUUUCGAAACUUGGCAUGAAACAACAAUGCUAUGUCAUUUUCAAAGCAGCAUUCAAGCACCAGAAUGGUAUUUAUGUAAAUUAUGAAUACAGGAUCUUUUAAGAACCACAAAUUGUAAUUAAAAUCUUUUUGCUGUCUUUUGUUUAAGCAGCAAGGUCUUAGUUGCUUUAUUAAAAGCAGAAAUUCAAUUUUAAAAAAUCCCAGAAAGUAUUUUAAAACUGAAAGUUUAUUUGCUUUAUUUUAUAAAACAAAUAGAAAACAUGGGAGAUUUAACUAAUGCAUUUGGUUUGACUUGCAGGCUAGCUCUCAGCCUGUAAAGGUAUCUUUACUGUUAUUUUGUUGUUGUUAUUAGAACAAGUUUUUUAUUACUGUUUUGAUUUACAAUCACAUUUCCUGUUAUUUAUACACCUGUACAUCUGUUGCAGUUUUUACCUCAUACGUGGCGAACUUGGAGUGCAAUGUAGAACAAAUUUCUGAAAUUCCAAAUGCAAAUGUUAAGUAUAUCAGUGCAAAUGUCGGUGGAUAAUUUGAAUUUUAUCCAAAGAUGAAGACAGAGAUUCUUAGUUUUGCUUAGAUAUUACUGCCGGAAAUAUAUAACCACUUGUAAAGCAAUAAGAAAACAUGAACCCUUUUUUUAUUAAAAUUAUUAAAAGAAAUGGACUAAGCAAUAAGAACUUUUAAGAAUGGUCUUAUCCUAUGCUACCAUUAAUCAGCAGACUGCUGAAAUAUGUGAUCUGGAAGCUAAUUGAGUUAAAUCACAAAUGAUAAUUAUUUUUGUUGAUACUGUGAAGAAAUCAGUAGAAGAAAUUCAAACUGUUUUUCCUUGCAAGUUGUUAGCUUUGUAUAUUUAUGUACAGAUCUGAUGAGAUUAUUAUUAUUAAAUGCAUGUAUGUGUAGUGUAUAUAUCAUCUAGAUUUUAUAUAAAUACAACUGUUGUUAUUAAAAUAAUGAUAUUAUUUUUGAAACAAAAAACUUUGCUAUGCAAGAGGCAUGCUGUUAAUAUAUUUAAACUGUGCUGAUGCAGUGGUUUGGGUAUUUGCCAGAUCAAACACACUACUACUGUGGGGAAAAUAUAAAAAAAAAUUCUUAUAAAUAAUAAAACAUACAUAUGAAAAUA
Lingula anatina is the source of this 6636-nucleotide messenger RNA. Its product is annotated as puratrophin-1. Lineage: Eukaryota; Metazoa; Brachiopoda; Lingulata; Lingulida; Lingulidae. The record is from RefSeq and is a predicted model, not a curated record. Gene Ontology annotation, molecular function: guanyl-nucleotide exchange factor activity.